Molecule: messenger RNA, 6084 nt
Organism: Amphiprion ocellaris (clown anemonefish)
Lineage: Eukaryota; Metazoa; Chordata; Actinopteri; Pomacentridae
Gene: nacc1a
Product: nucleus accumbens-associated protein 1
Exons: 8
Coding region: 498-2186 (562 amino acids)
Biological process (GO): regulation of transcription by RNA polymerase II
Molecular function (GO): RNA polymerase II cis-regulatory region sequence-specific DNA binding; protein binding; DNA-binding transcription factor activity, RNA polymerase II-specific
Source: RefSeq, a predicted model, not a curated record
GAUGAACGGUCCAGCAGAUCCGGGACAAUUAAAGUUUGGGCUAACUUGGAGGGGACGGGUCGGUGUGGGUUGGCACGAUCCAAACUUUUCCUCUCCAGGUUAAUCAUGACACUCUGUCAGCACGUGUGCUGUUUUUACGCAGCUAACUUCACGAAAUUACCCAAAAAUGCAGCGGCCGGGAGGCGUUUUUGGUGCUUUUCGGUUUGAUUUCGGGCCGUUUUUUUGCGAGCGCCGGUUGCAAAGAAUCGAGCCUUGUUGUGCUCCCGCCCCCCCUGCGCUCCGUGCCGCACUGGUUCCGUCUGGCUCGCCCUCAGCUGCUGCGUGUCCUGGGAUGACCUGUUGAUGUCGGUAGAAUGGAGAAUGGCAGGGGGAGCGAUUUCCCCCAUCACCAAAAUAUUUAAAUAAGCAACAUUUUUCGGGGGACGCUUUGAUAAACCGGCGUCGCAGCUCGGCUCCUCUCCGCUCAGGCAACCGUUGGUGGUGUGCGUCGGCGCACCAUGGCCCAGACCCUCCAGAUGGCGAUCCCAAACUUUGGCAACAACGUUUUAGAGUGUCUGAACGAGCAGCGUCUGCAGGGCCUCUACUGCGAUGUCUCCGUGGUGGUCAAAGGCCACACCUUCAAGGCUCAUCGAGCUGUUCUGGCCGCCAGCAGUUCUUAUUUCCGGGAUCUUUUCAGCAGCGGCAGCAAUGGUGAAGGCGGCAGCAUUGAGGCGAGCCCGACCGUCGUGGAGCUCCCACCGGCUGUCCAGCCCCAGAGCUUCCAGCAGAUCCUGGCUUUCUGCUACACGGGGCGUCUCAGCAUGACGGUGGGGGACCAGUUCCUCCUCAUGUACACUGCCGGCUUCCUGCAGAUCCAACAGAUCAUGGAAAAAGGCACUGAAUUCUUCCUGAAGGUGUCCUCUCCCAGCUGUGACUCCCAGGGCCUUCAUGCAGAGGAGGCCCCGACCUCGGAGCCCCAGAGCCCAGUAACACAGACCGGUACCAGUGCAGCCCGGCCGGCCUCCUGCCUGACGCCGCUGCCUCUGGUGUCCCGAGUGAAGACGGAGCAGCCGGCCGGCCAGCCGGAAGCGGCCGCUCCGUACUCCGUGGUGUGCACUCCGGUGGCCAAGCGGCUGUGGGAGGGGGGCAGCAGCCGAGAUGGAGGCGGGGUCGGCUCGGGAGGAGGGGGCGGGGCCAGGAAGGCGGCCCGGUAUUCCCAGGAGGCGGUGCGGGGCAGCGCCAUCCAGAGCCCCGGGGCCCUCGGACUGGCCAUGGGGAUGGGCGCCACCACGACCAGCCUGGCGGGGAUGGUUGCCGGCGCCAACGGGAGCUCUGCAGCGGUGCUGGGCAUGUCAGAGGGCGCCAGUCCCGGCACCCUGAGCACCUACGCUAGUGACUCACCCAUCAGCUACCAUGACGAUGAGGAAGAGGAGGAGGGGACAGAAGAAUGUGCUGAAGAGCAGUAUAGGCAAAUCUGCAACAUGUACACCAUGUACAGCAUGCUCAACAUGGGAGCUGCAGCAGCUGGUGAGCGUGUCGAGGCUCUACCAGACCACACGGAGACUCGGGGUCGGAUGCGAGGAAGAGAUCUCACCUGUCUUCCUGCAGAACUCAUCGCUCAGAUAGGAAACCGCUGUCAUCCCAAACUGUACGAGGAAGGAGACCCUGCUGAGAAACUGGAGUUAGUCUCAGGUACUUCUGUGUAUAUAUCACGAGCCCAGCUAAUGAACUGUCAUGUGAGCGCAGGGACCAGACACAAGGUGCUGCUGAGGAGGCUGCUGGCCGCCUUCUUUGACAGGAACACUCUGGCCAACAGCUGUGGAACCGGCAUCCGCUCGUCCACCAACGAUCCGAGUCGCAAACCCCUGGACAACAGAGUGCUGCACGCCGUCAAAUUUUAUUGCCAGAACUUUGCCACCAGCUUCAAAGAGAGCGAGAUGAACGCCAUCGCCGCUGACAUGUGCACCAACGCCCGCCGCGUGGUCCGCAAGAGCUGGAUACCCAAACUGAAGCUACUGAUGGCCGAGAGCGACGCCUACACAGCUUUCCUCCCCGACGGCGUCAAGACGGAAGACGACGCCCUGGGAUCCGAUCCGGCCUUCGACCCGGCCUCGCUGGAGGCCAACGGUGCUGCCGGCAUGGAGUCGGGCGGCUCGUCAGGUGAAUCGCUACCUGGCGUGGGCGGGGACGGAGGACCGUUAUUUUGAACAUUGUGUCCAGGGUGGGGGAAGGUUGAAUUUUGAUGACGCACAUACCAGUAUUCCCCAGUUGUGCUUGCCUCCUCACUCUUUGGCUGAUCUCUCACAUCUUGACUGUCUAUACUACACUGCUAGGGGUCGACGCCUCGAUGUAACCAGGACGUGAAAACUUAAAUCUUUUUGCUUUAUGACUGUAUGAUGGAGUUAGUGGAGAAAAGGGAGAGCGUAAGGGGGUGUUUGAGUUUGCUCCUAACUGCCCUCUGCCUCCCCUUGUCUUUUUAAGGUGUGUAAGCGCAUCCACUGUUGCAGAUUAAAUACAUUCCCUGAGGUGCAGGUGGUGGUGGGAGGAGUUACCAGGGCGGCCUGAGGAGGAGGGAUGGGAGGAAAGCUGACCAGUGUGGCGAAUGUAAGCGUCGGUGGCAUUUCUCUCUAUGCAAGCGUGACAACUUGUAUUCCAGCCUCGGGAAAGGAGCUCAGUCUAAAAGUAGAUCCAUUAUUAAAACAAAUUAACACUACCUGUUCUUCCUCCCCUCGCAUCUUCCACUCAUCACCCUGCAAGAACCCUUCAACCCACCUCACCUUACCUGAGACCAGAGAAUCUCACUGAGUGUUUCACUGUGCGGUGUCUUCUACAAAUAUGUCACUUUCUCUGUUUUCUACAUUUCUAGCAUGUUCCUCUGUCUACGAACUGAAAGGAGUGAUCCAGAGAGAAGGCUUUUUACUCAGAUGAUUGUAAAGUAAACUGAAGGGCAACAGGUAAUCAAAGAUGGUCAUAUUUUUAGAAGACAGACUAUAUUUAUACUAGUGCCCAUGCCUGGAAUGGUGUGAGCAGAGAGAGUGAGAGGGAUUGUUUUAAAAUCUCGAUAUUCAGCUUUUAUUGAAAGAGGUGUUGUGGAAUAAGGUUAAAGUGCUAUUUUUGCAUGAGUAUAAUAAAGCAGUCUGAUCAUAGGAACCUCUGUCAUUUACUUUUAUCUUACAGUGAAAGUGAUGGAAUGAGCAGUUGAAUUGCUAAAUUUGACACAUUUCAUCUUCUGUUCACUCACUUUAAAGGAAUAAUAAGGCUGCUUGAGCUGGCUUGACUGUGUCUGUGAUAUCAGUGUCUUGUUAGAUUGUGAACCUGCAACAUUCGUCUCUUUUGAUAAGACAUUGGCCCAUAAUUCUGAAGAUCGCUUGUAGAAAUUUAUAGGUUGUAUUUAUCUGACAACUCAGCUAGUUUAGUCUUUGUGCUAAAAUUAUUGAAAAGAGAAAAAUGAAAACAAACUAGUGACGUUUUGUGCAAAUGGAGACGUCACCAGGAAUAAAACGGGAUAUUGGAAUGUGCCUUUUAAAUGAAAUCGAUGAGCAGAAGUGGGUGGGUACAGUGAGGAGGGGAUGCUGCUUAGAGCAAAUGGGCUUUAAGGUUUGGUGAAGAAGGCGAGUCUGUUUGUGCGGCUGUCCGUUGGUUUGUCGUUUAUUCAUGUAUCCGAUGCACCACCUCUUUAAUCUGGAAAUUCAAAGUGGAGUUUGAAAUGAUUUUGCACCUUCCAUGAGCAGUAGAGGAGUGGUUUCUGCACCUUAAUGAGAAGAACCAGUGGUUCAAGCACCUUUUGAGAAACUUGUGUAGCAAUCAAACCCCUUAAGGUGGAAUUUGUCGUAUUUUUUUUCUCUCCAUGCCUGCUUGUGUUUCUUGUUUAGAUGUGGCACAAACUGCUGCUGUAAAUAAUCAAGAAGACUGUUGAGUUAAAUCCCAAGUGUUCUUCCUUCUUUCUGUUGCUGGAUGAUUGAGAAACUUUUUUAAAAAAUUUAUGUGAUAGUUGGUGUUUGCUAGGAACCUUUUAAACGUUGAUGUGUGGAGUCAGUACAGGAGAUUCUAUAUUCCUGUUCCAGGUGGAUAAAAAUGGAAGUCGUCAGGGUUUGACUGGGAAUGUGUUCUUUAACUGAGAUGACUGAUUACUUUCUCCUUCUGGAAAGGCAUUUUCAAAAAGGUUCUAUUUUUCUGAAGAUGGGUACGGAGUAAAAGCUAGGGAGGAAUAAAUGCUUCCUAUCCAAGGAAAGUGCUCUCAGUCCUACAGACAAACAAUAACUCCAAGCAGGACGGAUGCAUCAUAGCGCAACCUAUUUUUAUUAGAGUUUAACAUUACAGGAUGACUUGACUUUUGGUGGUUUAACUGGGAGAUUUAUGGACAGAUCAAAUAAUGCAGUACCUUGUGAGUAUUCAGUAAUAACAGAACAACCUCAGCUUAGCGUCUGACUGUCGAUGCACCACCUCCCCCACAUACCUCUACAGUAUCUCUGAAGACUGUUGUGCUUUCUGUCCUUCAUGCAGCUGGUGUUGUGUUUCACUUCCACAAGUUUAUUCAUGUGUUUCGGAGAGAGGCAAAGCGGCGGUUUUAGGUGGUUCCAAAUGAAUUAUGAUACGUAUCUGCAGAGAGGGCAUGACAGUGCAGUGUUUAGAAGUCGAGAGCUGAAAGAAAAUAAAGAUUUGUUUAAAGCAUGGAUUCUUGCUGAAGUCAUGCUACAAAGUGACUUGUAUUCUGAGUCACUGACGAGUGCUAAAUUAUCAAAGGAAGCCGUGUUCGUCAGCCCAAACACAGGAAGGACCCGGUGUAACAGGCCAGAUAACCCCCCAGCCAGUUUAUACCGUCAACACAUAAAGAUUAAGCAUGUUAAACUCUGAAUUGUUCAAUUAUUUAGGGUUUUAUUUUUACAAAGAGGUAUGCUCAGCAAGUAAAUCAUUAUGAAACAACAUAACUAGAAUGUCCUUGAGCUAAAUACAAUUAAAAGAGUUCAAAUCAAAGGAAAAACUGAAUUGAAAACCAAGAAAAAUUUAAGCAAAACAUUAUGAAAGAACAUCCACACUGGCUGGUGUUACUUCCAGCUGUUUCUGUUUAGCAGAUUUCAGUUUAAUAUCUCUUUGUAUUGUCUUUGAUUGACUUGAUCUGCGCUCCAAAAAUCCAUCCUCAUAUCAGCAUAAUAUGUCCUUGUAUGUUUACCUAAAUAUGUGAUAUAAUCUUGUUUUACAUGUGGCAUAUUCUGGGAUAGACUAUUCCAGCCCCCGGAGUAUAAACCGGCCCAGGCCAGAGUAUACCCUGGGGUAAAAAGUGGCCCAGCUGGGUACACUUUGGGCUUUAAUCUGGCCUGUUAUACUGGUGAAAAUAACCUGCUGUUGCACCUCAUAAGCUGCUGUUAAACACUGGUUCAGAGCAACAAUACGCUGCGAUGUCUUGAGUGGAAAUAAGUGUGGUUCCGAUACACGACAGGAAUUUUACAUUUAUUCAGCUUUCAGGGCCAUUCUAGUAAACGUUAACCUCUCCGAUGUCCAGAAAGUCCCUCGCUCAGCCUCGUUGCACAGCGCUUCAUCUCCAGUAGGUGUGAGUCUGUUUUACUUUGAGAACAGAAAGCAUUUCUUUUUUUCUUUCCAGCCCAUUCAAAAGCAGACUGUACCUUCUGUAGCUUGUUUACACACAACAUGUAGACCUACACACUUGAAUGGAUAAGGUGUGGCACGGCAUGGGGAACCUUUUGUCACUAAACAGUACAUAUAUAAAUAUGAUUAUAUACAUGUAUAGAUAAAUACUGUAUAUUAUAUAUAGACGCACACAUAGAUUGUUUGUUGUGCACUCGCAGCAUGAGGUAUAUAUUUACCCAGAAACAGUGCUUCUUCACAGCCUGUGCAGUAAAUGGUCAGCCCAUUGCCCCUGCUCCUUGCCCUCUGUAACCCUGUAGCACCAGUGGACCUCCUGUACCGCUCAUCCUCUUCUUUCUGUGUUCCAAGUGCCAAUAACUUUGUGAAAGCCCUGUAACUGUGACCCGACAUUAUCAAAGGUAAUUGCACAUUAACGACUGUAAAAUAAAUAAAUACAAAUCAUAGAGAAAAUGUCAAAAAUGGAUUAAGUAAUGAAUAUCUUAAUAAAAGAUUUGUAACAAU